Messenger RNA from Gilbertella persicaria, 588 nucleotides. RefSeq lists its product as uncharacterized. The transcript has 2 exons. Lineage: Eukaryota; Fungi; Mucoromycota; Mucoromycetes; Mucorales; Choanephoraceae. Bases 157 to 516 code for a protein of 119 amino acids. The record is from RefSeq and is a predicted model, not a curated record.
UAGUCACAACGGAAUGCUAUUUGAAACAACAGUCAGAUGCCAAAGUUGAGACGGCAAAAACCGAGGAGGGACUUGCAAUGAACACUAAUCCCAAAAAGAAGACAAAAAAUUAGCACAUUCUAUUCAGAAUACGACAAGGUGAACUUAAUCCUCCAUAUGCUGGCAAAGACACCCAAGAAAAUUGCACCUGUAGCUAGAAAGCACGACAUCAAUGAGCGUACCGGUCAGCGUUGGUGGAAUCAGUAUAAGAACGAUUCAGAUUCUUUUUUCCUUCCAAAAGUCAAAGGAGAUCACAAAAAGCUUAAAGAAGAGCAUCGCGCUUUCUUGACUGACUUGCUAGACGAAGACCCUGCAAUCAAUGUCGAACAAGCACCGGAGCAGUUAGCUGCUAAGUUUGAUGGACUGCAAAUUGGAAAGUCAACAGUUCAUAGCUUUAUUACCAAAGACAUGGGAUUUACUUUUAAAAAAGCUGCUUUUCACAUCCUUAAAAGAAAUGAUGAGGGUGCUAUUGAAUGAAGCACGAUUCAAGUGGGCUAGACAAGUGAUUGAAACGGACAUGAGUUUUCUUAAAAACUAUUGGUGUGUGGG